AUGGCUAAAAGAGCUCCUUUCACUUCAGAAGUUGCAAGUGCUCGAUGCUUCAAACCCACAGAUUUUGGGAAAGUAGUUUCUCGACAAAUUCAUAUCUUGUCCGAUGCCAGUUCAACAGGCUAUGGAGCGGUAGCAUACCUUCGUUUAUGUGAUGAGAAUGAUCGUAUCUAUUGUUCAUUCCUACUGGGUAAAGCUUGUCUAGCUCCCAUAAAGAUAGUUACGAUACCACGUUUGGAACUCACCGCCACGGCAAUAGCCGUUCGUAUCGGAGAGCUGUUAAAGAAUGAGUUGGACGAUAUCUUUGACAUGAAAUACCAUACCGAUUCCACAAACGUUCUUUGUUAUAUCAUGAAUGAGCAACAAAGGUUUCACGUAUUUGUGGCAAACCGUAUCCAAUUAAUUCGUAACUAUUCAGAUCCAAGUCAAUGGAGAUACGUUUCAACAGAUGACAAUCCUGCCGAUGAUACUUCACGAGGAACAAAUGGUGAACGACUAUCUCAACAGCGACAAUGGUUCGAAGGUCCAGAGUUCCUUUGGAAACCAGAACAUGAGUGCCCACAACAGCCAGUCGAUAUGGGUCAAAUUAAUGAAGAUGAUCCUGAAAUUAAACAGCAAGUUGAAAGUAAUAAAGCUGUAGCUGUAUUUCUCCGUAUAAAGAAGAUUCUACAAGAUAAAAUACAAGCUCUUUCAAGUGGAAAUGAUGAAAACUUCAGCGUGAAUAGUUACUCCAUACCCCUUUCUGUUAAAGAACUAGCUCAAGCUGAAAUUGUUAUCAUAAAGUUCAUCCAGUCAACUACGUUUCACAAAGAGAUGAUGUGUCUUCAGUUUCAGAAAAGCAAGAAAAGGAAUAUCAAGAAAAUCAGGUCGAUCUAUUGUCUCGACCCAUACCUUAAAGACGGAAUCCUAAGAGUCGGAGGCUGGCUUAACCGUGCAGAACUAUCGCCAGAAACUGCCCAUCCAAUUAUCUUACCUCACAAGAACCAUGUUACAACCCUUAUCAUACGUCAUUUAUACCGCCAGUUGGGUCAUGUUGGACGUAAUCAUGUUAUCUCAGCCAUUCGAGAAAAGUAUUGGCUGAUAAAAAUUAACGCCGCAGUACGGCGAGUCCUCUCCAAGUGCGUGUUCUGCCUUUUCUUGGAGUCCUCUCCAAGUGCGUGUUCAUCAUGGAAAGGUCAACAACCAGAAAAUGGCUGGUUUACCAGAAGACCGUAUUACUCCAGCACCUCCAUUUACUCAUACAGGGGUUGA
This is a messenger RNA of Dendronephthya gigantea, 1248 nucleotides long. RefSeq lists its product as uncharacterized. Lineage: Eukaryota; Metazoa; Cnidaria; Anthozoa; Malacalcyonacea; Nephtheidae. The record is from RefSeq and is a predicted model, not a curated record. Bases 1 to 1248 code for a protein of 415 amino acids. The transcript is spliced from 2 exons.